This is a messenger RNA of Coniophora puteana RWD-64-598 SS2, 1617 nucleotides long. RefSeq lists its product as uncharacterized. The coding region runs from base 1 to 1617 and encodes 538 amino acids. Lineage: Eukaryota; Fungi; Basidiomycota; Agaricomycetes; Boletales; Coniophoraceae. The record is from RefSeq and is a predicted model, not a curated record. The transcript has 6 exons.
AUGGCUCUCCACUCUCAGCCCCUCCACUCUCAGCCUCAUCAGUCUCUAUACCCCCAUAGGCCUCUUGUCGGCCUUCAUGCCCAUAGUCAUGGUCCGUCGCUGCAGCAUGGGCACGGUGGCUAUGCCUACACCACCGGGAUCAGUCACCACUCUCUCAGCACAGUGACACCUUACCACAGCGCUCGUUGUGCCUCUGUUGAUCACAUGGACAGAUACGGCAGCCGGGCUUUGAGGGAUUGUGAGCGUGACGCAGGAUACGAGUACUCCCAAGCCAGAGCAGCACUCCACCUAUCAAGUCAUCAGCCAACCAGCUUUGAAAGAGGGAGCGGCUACACACCAGGACCUUCCCAGCACCCCCCAAAUCACUUGUUCGAUGACACACCGGAUCCAAGCCAGCUCCCUCCGGCUUUGCAGCCACGUCUUGAUCACACCCAUGGCUAUUUUGGAUACCCUGGUGCAGGUGAGGACCCCGCUCCUUCUGAAAUCAAUGAUCUUUGCUCCAGACUGGUCGCUCUCUCCAAUAUGGUCAAGGAACAGGCCAAGGAGCUAGUGAGUGCCAAGGAGACGUGCCAACUCAUGGAUCAGGUCAUCACCUGGCUCGAGGAGCAGCAAGCCACAAUUAACGCACAGGCGGUGGCGAGGCAGAGCAAGAGUGAGACGAAGAAAGGGAAGGGGAAUAACACGCAUAAGGACGCGAAGAGAGAAGUACAUAAGUCGUUCGCGAUCCUGUGCGGCCUCAAGAAGUCCUUGUCCCGUGAUGGCAGGUCAGAUGAGCUCCAUGAAAAGAAGCAGCGGAAGCAUGGAAAAGCCGAGCUGAGCGAUGACAAUUUCAAGGCUACAGUGAUCCAUGCAGUCACUAGCGGCUACUUUAUUUCUAGCACGGCUGAGGGCAGUGACCACGCUUUGGGGAGGACAAUCAGGGCCAGACGCCGGGGACAAUGCCAGACAGUAGCUCACGCCAGACGCCUUGGCACCAAGAAGGUUGAGCACCUGUUCCCCAAUGCCAUCACUGUUGUCAACACCGACUUCUGCACAGAGCAAGAGACCUGUGACGAGGGGAUUAUGACAGAGGACCUGAAGUGGCGACGCGACGAGUCCAAGAUUGGGUUGAAGGCUCGCAUGGGUAUUGUGUUAGAGUGGAGAAGCAUCGAGCUUGUUGCCUUCCUGCAGUGGUUGUCGGUGAUCGCAUACAAGGAGUCCAGCGAAGAGCCGGCGAGGAAGCGCGCACAAUUAGAUGAGACGGAUGCAAAGAAGACGCUUGACGCACUGGUCUCCAUGCUCAUGUGGUGUGGUUCUCAUUUGAUCAAGCGUAAGCCCACGCUCCCAUUUGAGUUGAUGGUCGACCCACGGUGGACAGAGAUCAACGGCCCUAUAAAGAUGCUGCAGGGGAAUAAUUGGUUACGUACCUUUUGCUCUAUCCUCGAACCCGGUGCUUUGACAGAGCUGGAUGAACAGCACUUGGCUGAAUUGGAGAGGUGGAAAGAAGAUAUGUACGCCACACGUGAGGUGCAGACCCAGUUGCAGGACACCCAGCUGGAGGGUGAGAUAAUUACUGGGUUCCGUGGUUUAGCUUCUGUCAGAAAUGAUAAUGGAUCAGACAUACCUUUGAAAGCUUGA